AUGGAAAAGAGCAUGUCUUUCCCGCAGUACUCGUCGUCUUUCUCCGGCGAAUUCGGGUCGUUCGACGAUCGGCGGUGGCGAGCCGGGGACCACAACAUGACCUACAAUUUCAACGGGCCGAACCAGAGGUUAUCGGCGGCCGACCCGGAGGCGAAGAGGAAGAAGCGGAUCACGGCCUACACCUGUCUUUUUCUUUCUUUGAGUUCACUGACAAGGGAUCAUAUCCCCAGCAAAUGA
Molecule: messenger RNA, 237 nt
Organism: Linum tenue
Lineage: Eukaryota; Viridiplantae; Streptophyta; Magnoliopsida; Malpighiales; Linaceae
Source: the annotation of a GenBank genome assembly